AUGUCGGCUCGCGACGUAAUGGCGGCAAUGCUCGAUGAGCUAAUGGGCCCGAAAAGAAAUGUCGAACUGGGAAAAGAUACAAAAGUUUCUUUUGACGUGAGUUCCUCAUUAAACUUAACAUUUUGAUUGUUUUUUGCAGGAUCCAAAUAUCUGCCCGUACUACUUGGUCGGUUUCUGCCCGCAUGACAUGUUCACCAACACAAAAGCCGAUUUGGGCUCCUGUCAGUUGGUGCAUGACGAUAAUCUGCGAAGAAUGUACCCGGAAUCUCCUGAAUACGGAAAACUGGGAUUCGAGAGACGCCUGCUGCGAUUUUUAGUGCAACUGGACGAGGAUAACAUGCGUAGAAUUCGAAAGAACAAGGAUAAAUUGUCUGGAAUGGAUGAUAACGGAAGAGUUUGUUGAACUUCGAUAAAAGUUACUCAAAUGUUAACUAUUUCAGAGAAAGUUGGAAGAAGAAAAGAAGCAAGUUCAGCGCGACAUCGAAAUGAUCGACGAAGAGCUAAGAAUUCUGAUGCAAGCUGCUGAGCAAGUAGGUUUUCUUGUUAUUUUCUGAAACGUUUUCUUAUCAUUUCUCUGCGCUCUCCCAUUCCUUUGCUAUUUUUGUCGAAUUAACAAGCGCAUUAGUGACAUUCUGUGUUUGGUAUCAAAUUUGUUUGAAAACCAGUUUUGUUUUCCUCUUUUUUGUCAAUUUCACAUUUCUGUCAGGCGGGCAGCGAAGGAAAUGUGUCGAGAUGUCAGGAAUUGGUGACCAAAAGCGAGCAAAUCGGUGCCGACAAGAAGCAUUUAGAAGAGCGGCUUGAGAAGCUCCACGAGCCCGUCAUGCCUGUCGUUCCGCCGCUCAUGGAGGAGAUGGCCAUCAAGCCGAUGGAGGUAACCGAAAUCAUCUGGAAUCUUGACGUUUAUUGAAAAAGUUAUUAUUUAGGUGUGCGAAGUUUGUGGAAGUAUGCUCAUCGUCAACGACGCUCAGCAACGUGUCGAGGAGCACUUGACCGGCAAAAUGCACACAGGUUUCCAGAAAAUCCGGACUAUGAUACAGACGUUGAAGGUAAGUGAGCCCACCGUUGUUUUCUCAUGUUUUUUUCAUCUUAAUUAGGCGGGCGGUAUCAAAAGAAAGUGUGUCUGAAACUGAAACAGUGACCAAUUUACAACGCAAUGUGCUGCGUCGGCAGGUAUUCCCCCCAAAAAUAUUCCCCAUCGGUUCAGGUGUCUCUUUUUCUGCUCUUUCUCAGAUUUUCCUCAGAGCAUCAGACAGGUAUAUAUUGCAAUGUAUAACCUUUUAUCGAAAAUUUAUCGCAAUUACAGUUGAACAUUUUAAGUUUUCAGGACAAAUUGAAGGAGAUGGAGGAAGCCGAUGAGGCAAAAAGAGAGGAACGCAGAAAGUGAGUUUCCAAUGAUUGCGAGUGCGCUCUGAUAAAACUUUCAACGCUUUUUCAGAGAAAAAGCAAACGGAGACCGUGGCCGUGACGACCAUCGCGACCGGGAUCGCGAUCGUCGUGAUCGUGACCGUGACGGAGACCGCGAUCAUCGCCGUCGUCGGAGCCGUUCUCCGUACCGCUCCAGCCGGGACGAACGCCGUGAUUCGAGGGAUUCAAACUCGCGCCGAAAUGGGGGCGGAUACAACGACCGCUACGACCGUCGUCGCGACCAUCGUGACCGUCGAUAUUAG
Messenger RNA from Caenorhabditis sp. 36 PRJEB53466, 1667 nucleotides. Lineage: Eukaryota; Metazoa; Nematoda; Chromadorea; Rhabditida; Rhabditidae. The record is from the annotation of a GenBank genome assembly.